Nerophis lumbriciformis (worm pipefish) is the source of this 1170-nucleotide messenger RNA. The record is from RefSeq and is a predicted model, not a curated record. NCBI's taxonomy places the organism in Eukaryota, Metazoa, Chordata, Actinopteri, Syngnathiformes, Syngnathidae.
AUGGGUGAUUGGAGUGCUCUUGGACGUUUGUUGGAUAAGGUCCAGGCAUACUCCACCGCCGGAGGCAAAGUCUGGCUCUCGGUCCUUUUCAUCUUUCGAAUCCUGGUCCUAGGCACGGCAGUCGAAUCGGCCUGGGGGGAUGAGCAGUCUGCCUUCAAAUGUAACACCCAACAACCUGGUUGUGAGAACGUCUGCUAUGACAAAUCCUUCCCCAUCUCACAUGUCAGAUUCUGGGUCCUGCAGAUCAUCUUCGUCUCAACCCCGACACUACUUUACCUGGCGCAUGUCUUUUACCUGAACAGGAAAGAACAGAAGCUGAACAGGAAGGAGGAAGUGCUUAAAAGUGUACAAAAUGACGGCGGAGAUGUAGACCUCCCUCUAAAGAAAAUUGAAAUGAAAAAGCUCAAGUACGGUAUCGACGAACACGGUAAAGUAAAGAUGAAGGGCGCGUUACUCCGUACCUACAUCGUCAGCAUUUUUUUCAAGUCCAUGUUUGAAGUGGGUUUUCUCGUGAUCCAGUGGUACAUAUAUGGCUUCAGCCUGGCGGCUGUCUACACCUGCGAGAGGGCUCCGUGCCCGCAUAGGGUGGACUGUUUCUUGUCACGGCCCACAGAAAAGACAGUCUUCAUAAUCUUCAUGCUGGUGGUCUCACUGGUUUCCUUGCUGCUGAACGUCAUUGAGCUCUUCUACGUGUUUUUCAAGAGGAUCAAGGAUCGCGUGAAGGGCCAACAACAGCCGGCUCUCUUCCCUAGCGGAGGAACACUCAGCCCAACCCCCAAGGAACUCUCCACCACCAAGUACGCUUACUAUAACGGCUGUUCUUCACCUACCGCCCCACUUUCGCCAAUGUCGCCCCCAGGUUACAAGUUAGCCACAGGUGAGAGGGGGACGGGCUCCUGUCGCAACUUUAACAAACAGGCCCAUGAGCAGAACUGGGCCAACUAUUCCACUGAGCAGAACCGCCUCGGCCAGAUUGGAGGAGGUGGUAGCACUAUUUCCAACUCCCACGCGCAAGCAUUUGAUUUCCCCGACGAUACCCACGAGCAUAAAAAACUCUCCUCGACGGCAGGACACGAGAUGCAGCCUCUGGCGCUGAUGGACGCCAGGCCCUGCAGCCGGGCUAGCAGCCGGAUGAGCAGCCGGGCAAGGCCGGACGACCUGGAUGUGUAA